ACGCGUGAGCUCCGAUUGGCUACGGCCAAAAGAACUACGGCUCCCAAUAGACAUGCGCGAAAAAUCCCUUUUAAAGCCUUUUAAAUUUACGUGCAAAAUGGCUGCACAGGUCGAUCUACUGCGCGUCAAAGUAGAGGAGAAGAGAAGUGACAGUUUUGACAAAGCCACCAAAGAGAAGAAAAAGAAGAAAAAACGGGAAUGUUCGCCGUCCGAUGACAAGCGCGAGAGAGCGGAGAAGGAAGCGAAGAAAAUAAAGCUACAACACCAUCACCAACAUGCCCAACAACGAGCGCUUCCACCGCACCAACAACAGAACAGCCAAGCGCGCGACUUCAGCAAAGAGCAGGCACCUGUGCAACACCGCCAUCACAACCAUCAUCACCAUCACAGCUCAAAGAAAGAAUUACCUCCGGGAUGGCCGCCGCGCAAAGUGACACCAGCAGCGGGUCACGUCCCGCAGAAGACGGUCCUGCCGCCUUCCCCGCUCUUCACUUUCACGCCGCUCAAAGUAGCGAAGGCCGAGACCCCCAAUAACAAGCCCAAACACAUCGAGAAGGACGCCAAACUCAAGCCCAAGAAGGAAAACACCGAGGCGAAUGUUAAAGUGGGGGAAUGCAAGAAGACGAAAGAGCCCCAUAAUGAGAAUGGCAAAACCCAGACCCUGGAAGAAUACCUCCUAAAGAAAAAGAAAAAGAAGAAGCGGCAUCGUGAAGAUGAGCGGGGCAAGAAGUUGCGCGUGCACAACAAAGAGGUCCAGACGCUGUGUACAGGAUUAACAGGAGAUGCUCUGCCAUCUUCUGAAGACCCUGUGUUGCAUGUGUACAUCAAAGAUGAAAAGCCAUGUCCAAGCUUAGGUGAGUACUACACUCCCAAAGCUGAGAAGAAGCUGUUCCUCUCUCACCGAGACCACUUCAUCCGCAGCUCGUGGCUUCAGACCAACACCUCCUUCAGCAGUCUGAUCCAUGAGGAAAAGCAGCCCAAUGGAGGGGCAUCUGUACUACACGCUUACGCAGAUGAACUGUCUUUACUGCGACCGGGGGACACUGAAAGAUUCGCCCAGGAGUUUCUGGAUCUCGCCUUUGCUGAACACCCUAAAGGAGCCGCACGCUACGCACUCGCAGUGGUGCACGGAGCGGCUGCCUACCUGCCUGAUUUCUUGGACUACUUUGCCUUCAAUUUUCCAAAUACACCUGUCAAGAUGGAAAUCCUUGGUAAAAAGGACAUUGAGACCACCACGAUUGCCAACUUCCACUCUCAGGUGAACCGAACGUACUGCUCUGGGACAUAUAGAGCUGGUCCCAUGAGGCAAAUCAGUCUGGUCGGUGCAGUAGAUGAGGAGGUGGGCGAUUACUUCCCGGAGUUCUUGGACAUGCUUGAGGAGUCUCCGUUUCUGAAGAUGACUUUGCCAUGGGGCAGCCUAUCUUGCCUUAAGCUUGACUGCAGGUCUCAGAGUGAUGAUGGUCCCAUCAUGUGGGUGAGACCAGGAGAGCAGAUGGUCCCCACAGCCGAUAUGCCCAAAUCUCCAUUCAAGAGACGAAGAUCAAUGAAUGAGGUCAAGAACUUGCAUUACCUCCCGAGAGCCAGUGAACCACGUGAGGUGCUCUUCGAGGAUCGGACGCGAGCCCACGCUGAUCACGUUGGCCAGAGUUUCGACUGGCAGAGUACAGCAGCUGUGGGUGUCCUGAAAGCAGUGCAGUUUGGGGAAUGGAGUGACCGGCCACGGAUAACCAAAGAUGUGGUCUGUUUUCACGCUGAGGACUUCAAUGAUGUCGUUCAAAGGCUUCAGCUAGACCUGUAUGAGCCACCUGUGUCACAGUGUGUCCAGUGGGUGGACGAUGCCAAACUCAACCAGUUACGGCGAGAAGGCAUCCGCUAUGUUCGCUUGCAGCUCUGUGACGACGACAUCUACUUCAUCCCUCGCAACGUGAUCCACCAGUUCAAGACCGUCUCGGCCGUGUGCAGCCUUGCAUGGCACAUCCGUCUAAAGCAGUACUACUCCGAGGAAGAGAAGGAGGAAUCGAAGGACAUUAAGACCAAGGACCUGUGCUCCACUUCAUGUCCUCCCCCCUCUUCAUCCCCUGUUCACCUGGACACCAAAGUCACCUCUUGCGCCCGUCUACAAGCGGACACGGCACAAGGCGGAGUGGCCAAAAUAGACGAACUGGUUUUCCAGAGGCCCGCAACGCCACCCAGAGAGCCGCAGCCCGCGCCUCCACAACCGGCUAAAUCCGCCCACACUGUUUCCACCGCUCCUGUCCCAGCACCCUGCCCUCUGUCCUCGCCCACACCAGAGCAAAUGCUUCCACAGGCUCCCGCCGAGCCUGCAUCAGACUCCUCACUCGAUGGCAGCAGGCCCAUGGAUUUCCCCAAAUGACUUCAGACUUGACUGACAUUCCACAGUGUA
Sinocyclocheilus rhinocerous is the source of this 2404-nucleotide messenger RNA. Its product is annotated as round spermatid basic protein 1-like. Gene Ontology annotation, cellular component: nucleus. Lineage: Eukaryota; Metazoa; Chordata; Actinopteri; Cypriniformes; Cyprinidae. The record is from RefSeq and is a predicted model, not a curated record. The coding region runs from base 53 to 2374 and encodes 773 amino acids. The transcript is spliced from 8 exons.